Molecule: messenger RNA, 870 nt
Organism: Cordyceps militaris CM01
Lineage: Eukaryota; Fungi; Ascomycota; Sordariomycetes; Hypocreales; Cordycipitaceae
Product: histone chaperone ASF1, putative
Exons: 4
Coding region: 1-870 (289 amino acids)
Biological process (GO): nucleosome assembly; nucleosome disassembly; DNA replication-dependent chromatin assembly
Cellular component (GO): nucleus
Molecular function (GO): histone binding
Source: RefSeq, a predicted model, not a curated record
AUGUCUGUUGUUUCUCUUCUUGGCGUCAAAGUUGUCAACAACCCCGCCAAGUUCACCGACAAGUACGAAUUUGAUAUUACCUUUGAAUGCCUUGAGCAGCUUGAAAAGGAUCUCGAGUGGAAGCUCACCUAUGUCGGAUCUGCCCAGUCUGAUCAAUAUGACCAAGAGCUCGAUUCUCUCCUUGUUGGCCCAGUCCCCGUUGGUGUGAACAAAUUCAUCUUCGAGGCUGAUGCGCCUGAUACGUCACGAAUCCCCGAUGCUGAUAUUAUUGGUGUGACUGUGGUUCUCCUCACUUGCUCAUACGACGGCCGCGAAUUCAUACGCGUUGGAUAUUACGUCAACAACGAAUACGACUCGACGGAGCUAAAUGCUGAACCUCCAGCGAAGCCUAUCAUUGACCGGGUCAGGCGUAACGUACUGGCCGAUAAACCUAGGGUGACUCGAUUUGCCAUUAAAUGGGACUCGGAAGCAUCUGCCCCCGCCGAGUUUCCUCCCGAGCAGCCUGAGGCUGACUUGGCAGUCGAUGAAGAAGAAUAUGGAGCCGACGAGGCUGCUGAAGAGGCUGCUGAAGAGGCAGAAGCUGAAGCUAGUGAGAAGCUCGCUCCUGCUGCAGGCGAAGAUACCGAAAUGGGAGACGGCGACCAAGAAGCGGUAAACCCUAACGAAGACAACGAGGAUGCUGCUUCAGACGCCGGCAGUGUUGACGGCAGUGUCGACCUGGAGGGCGAGAGUGAGGACGAGCUCGAUGAGGAGCUCAUCGAAGGCGAAGGUGAAGGUGAAGGUGAAGAAGCCGGCGACACUGCUAUGGAGGUGGACGCCGAGAAGUCUAGCAACGCCGCCAGUGCCCAGCGUGUGAGCGUUGCUUCCUAA